Messenger RNA from Colletotrichum aenigma, 609 nucleotides. RefSeq names its product Ras-related protein Rab-8A (gene rab8A). Lineage: Eukaryota; Fungi; Ascomycota; Sordariomycetes; Glomerellales; Glomerellaceae. Gene Ontology annotation, molecular function: GTPase activity; GTP binding. Gene Ontology annotation, biological process: protein localization to plasma membrane; regulation of exocytosis; protein secretion. The coding region runs from base 1 to 609 and encodes 202 amino acids. The transcript is spliced from 3 exons. The record is from RefSeq and is a predicted model, not a curated record. Gene Ontology annotation, cellular component: plasma membrane; endosome.
AUGUCGAGCAACCGCAACUACGACUUUCUUAUCAAGCUGCUGCUGAUCGGCGACUCGGGCGUAGGCAAGUCCUGCUGUCUGCUGCGCUUCAGCGAAGACUCCUUCACGCCGUCCUUCAUCACGACCAUCGGCAUCGACUUCAAGAUCCGCACCAUCGAGUUGGACGGCAAGCGCGUCAAGCUCCAGAUCUGGGAUACCGCCGGCCAGGAGCGCUUCCGCACCAUCACCACCGCCUACUACCGCGGCGCCAUGGGCAUCCUCCUCGUCUACGACGUCACGGACGAGCGGUCUUUUAACAACAUCCGCACCUGGUUCGCAAACGUCGAGCAGCACGCCACCGAGGGCGUCAAUAAGAUCCUCAUCGGCAACAAGUGCGACUGGGAGGAGAAGCGUGUUGUCUCGACCGAGAAGGGCCAACAGCUCGCCGACGAGCUCGGCAUCCCCUUCCUUGAGGUCUCGGCCAAGAGCAACAUCAACAUCGACAAGGCCUUCUACUCGCUCGCCGCCGACAUCAAGAAGCGUCUAAUUGAUAACCAGAAGAACGAGCAGCCGACCGCCUCGGGCGUCAAUGUCGGCGAGCAGGGCGGCGCCGGCGGAAAGUGCUGUUAG